GAAAGAAAGAAGAAAGAAAGGGACCCUUUUUAAAUUAGAAAUUGCUCUGUCAAAGGAAAUAAGAACACUGGCAGAACACUGGUUACAUUUGAAACUAGAAAUUUAGUCUUCUGUAAACUCAUGUUUUUGUGUUGAGACUUGAGAUAUAUAAUAAUAGCGUCAUAGAUGUAUAAUAAUAGCCUCAGUGGAAUCGAGGGGAAUCCGGGAAAGAGAAGAAGAAAGGGGAAACGGGAAAGGAAGGGAGAAGGUUCUUUUUUGCCUCAAGACUUCUACUUUUAUGGUCAUUUGCUUUGAAGAUAAGGAUUGAAAGGAUAUCCCAGUUCUUUUUUGCUCAGGUUUGAAUUAGAUUAUAUCCAAGUUCUAUCAUCUGUCCGGCAGCCUUUUUAAAUUACAAAUUACUCUGUCAAUCUAUUAAAUUACAAAUUACAAAUACCCUUUUUAAAGCUGGUUACUAGUGCAAUUCUGAAGUAUGUUAAUUUCUCUUUGGCUGUUUAAGUGAAACUUCCCUUUGCCUGUAUGGCUGUAUGGUGUCUCAUAGGUAUUAUUUUGAACUGGUGAGUGGAAAACGAUUGCUAGGGUUGCAUUUUGACGUAGCUCAGCUGCUCAAGCGUUGAUAAAUGUGGUUCUAUGGGGGGGCCAUCGAAGGGCACGGAUACUAUGCUCACCAUUUGUUCUCUCGCCACAGAGACCUUCGAAUCUGGACUUGAGCUCGAAUAACACUCUAAGACCUCUGUUUGUUUCUGCUUCCACUUCCGCCGUUGCCAGGUUUUAAUCGCUGAGCCGCUUUUUCCGAGCAUACCGAGUCGCAGAAACGUGAUGUGUAACAAAUCAAGAAUGGCUGUUGCUUCGGAGCUCCACAAAAUAUACAUCAAUAUCCAGGAGAUUACACUUGGGACGAUCUUUUCUCCUUAGGAAAAUCUGAAAGAAAUAGCAUUUGGUGGCGUCCGUUUCAGUCAAAUGAUUAAGUAAAAGCCUCUUCUUUCAUCAGGUUCAAUUUACUCUCUCUUAGUCAACAGUGUGACAGCUUGUGAUAAAUAUCUAAGUGUGUGCUUCUUUUAUCAUGUUGUUUAUGCAUGUAUAAACUCUGUUGCAUAUGACAUGAGACAAUGCUCUUGUAAUUUAUGCUUUGUUGAUGACUCAAAGAGUAGAAGGAGAAGCCAAGAAGAACAAGAUGAGAGUUUGGGCAGCUAUCAAUCAAGCUCAAUUUGAUAGUUGUAUUGAAAGAAUAUCUAAAACUACAGCUAUUAAAUGGUUAUUGAGGUGAUUAUGUCGUCCUUAUGCUGAAGUUCGCUGGUGUGGAAAACAAUUGCUAGAUUUGCGUUUUGACGUAGCUCAGCUGCUCAAACGUUGAUAAAUUUGAAAGUAGAUUUUGGAAUUGUGCCCUUCUGUCUAUUACCUUAGGGAUAUCCGUCGUAAGACCCACAAUGUGGGUAUGACUAGGUGGUUCUAUGGGGGUAUACUAUAUAUGACAAAUGAGUGGGAAUUGUGCACACAGACUGAAGUUCAAAGCUUCGCCACAGUUGAAGAAGAUGUUUCCUUAUUUGUAUUAGGGUCUGUAGGGAAGGGGUGCGGGAUGGAAGCAAGAAAUGAGAAGAGGAAAGCUUCAGCUGGCUGUGUACUAGUAAAAGGGAAGUAGGUAACUACCUACUUGUUGUGAUGCUGGAACUGCUAGUGUACUAGAAGAAUCAUGGCACUACCUACUCGUUGGCAAAUGUACUAUAGUGUGAUGUUAUCUGCUUAAUUAUUGAUGUAGUGAUAUUUUAGAAUUAGAAAUUACCAGAUAUGGAAGAAAAGAGAGAACGAAGGAGACAAAGAGAUAUGGGGGUGGGGACCCCUACAUAACAACCCACUUGCUAAUAUUAAAAAACUGGACUUAAAUAUAUUACGUUAUAGUUCUAUUAAUAAUUUAGCUAUCAGGAGUCUUUUAAAGUCUUUUAUCUGAAUCAACCCUUUUCGCCGCUUCUGGAUUAUCGGGUGGAUAUCCCGUGGAUUGAUAAUAUCAUCGUUUUGAAGGUGAUUAUGUCGUCCUUAUGCUGAAGUUCGCUGGUGAGUUGAAAAUGAUUGCUAGAUUUGCGUUUUGACGUAGCUCAGCUGCUCAAACAUUGAUAAAUUUGAAAGUAGAAUUUAGGGGUUGAAGGUGAUUAUGUCGUCCUUAUGCUGAAGUUCGUCGUCUAUUACCUUAGGGAUAUCCAUAGUAAGACCCACAAUGUGGGUAUGACUAGGUGGUUCUAUGGGGGUAUACUAUAUAUUAUAAAUGAGUGGGAAUGAUGCACACAGACUGAAGUUCAAAGCUUCGCCACAGUUGAAGAAGAUGUUUUCUUAUUUGUAUUAGGGGCUGUAGGGAAGGGGGGCGGGAUGGAAGCAAGCAAUGAGAAGAGGAAAGCUUCAGCUGCCUGUGUACUAGUAAAAGGGAAGUAGGUAACUACAUACUUGUUGUAAUGCUGGAACUGCUAGUGUACAAGAAGAAUCAGGGCACUACCUACUCAUAGGCAAAUGUACUAUAGUGUGAUGUUAUCUGCUUAUUUAUUGAUGUAGUGAUAUUUUAGAAUUAUAAAUUACCAGAUAUGGAAGAAGAGAGAGAACAAAUGAGACAAAGAGAUUGGGAGGAGAGAUAUUCUGCAAAUUUUGUCCCUUUCCCCAUGUGCUCUAACCGUAUUUGUAAGAAUGUGGGUGGGGACCCCUACAUAACAACCCACUUGCUAAUAUUAAAAAACUGGAUUUAAAUUUAUUACAUUAUAGCUCUAUUAAUAAUUUAGCUAUCAGGAGUCUUUUAGAGGCCCAACUAAAAUUAACAAGUAAAUCACGACCAUAUAUGACAAUUCUCCCCUCUUGAGAGAAUCCUUGUCCUCAAGGAUUGGUAGGUGGUAUGGAAUUCCCGUAGUUGGCUGAAGUCGAGCAACUGGCAGUGGGUUCUUCCUUUUUUUUCAUGUGACAGAAACAAAGCGGGUGACACACAGUGGGUUUUAUAUUUUGAAGCCAUUUGAAAAAUCAAUGCGUUUUUAUACAUCUUUUCAUAAAAUAACUUUAGGUCCCGUAUAUUUACUUUUCAUUUUAUGUGGCUCAAUAUUAAUUCUUAUCAAUGAGAGUAUAUAUGCUUGAUAAGGUCUGCUUCUUUAAGUAUUAGUUCUUAAGUAUUAAUGAAUUUUUUGCUUACAACAUAUGUACUUGAUUGCAGUAAAAGUUUAACUAAUUAUGCUUCAUAUAAUCAACCUAGAUAGUUUGAACUUAAUAUUAAUUAGAACUGGGGCGCAGUAAAUUACUGCUCAAUUGCAAUACAACAUUUCUCUUCCGAAGUGAUGUUUAAGUCACUCAAUAUAACAUCUCUUGUUCUGGUUUUGAUUUUAGUUUUAAGUUUCGUCAAAAAGAAGUCCUUGAUUUAUAAGUUUCCCAAUUCACUGUUGAUGUGUCCAACAAUUUUAUGUUAUUAUUAAUUUAUUAUUUGUUUUUUCAAAGGUGAUUAUGUCAUUCUUAUGCUGAAGUUUGCUGGUGAGUGGAAAACGAUUGCUAGAUUUGUGUUUUGACGUAGCUCAGCUGCUCAAACGUUGAUAAAUUUGAAGGUAGAAUUUAGAAUUUUGCCCUUCUGUGUAUUACCUUAGGGAUAUCUAUAGUAAGAUGCAAAAUGUGGGUAUGACUAGGUGGUUCUAUGGGGGUAUACUAUAUAUUACAAAUGAGUGGGAAUGCGCUAGGCGCUCUAAGGCGAGCACUUUAUCGCAUCUUACACCCCCAGGCGGUGUGGGUUCCAAGAGACGCACAUUAUACGACGCUUUUUGACGCCUUUUGCGCAUCUGAGAGGCGCGCGCUUCUCACGCCUUAGGGAUGUGUCUUUUGGCGAUUCAGUCUUUCUAGUCUUCUCCCUUCUUCCUGUGUUUGUUUUGCUUCUGAGUUCCGACAUCUGCGGUAGCUGUUUCUUGCUCGCGUAGCAGGGCUCGCAAGUCCUGUUUUCCGCUGCUGUCUUGCGUCGCAGGACUUGCAGAGUAGUCGCAGGUAAGUAUUUACUUCUCUUCUAAUGCGUGUGAUAGUUUAUUAAUUGAAGUACUCCUUAUGUAUUAUUUAUACUCGUAUUUUAUUACCUUGAAAUUGCAGAGUUACUACCUCUGUGGGUCUGUUCUAGAUCAAGCUGAGUAGGGUACCUAAGUAUUAUUUUUGUUUAACAGAUACAUACGUAGUAGUAUGUAAGACAUUUUUUUUUUUCAUAUAACAGUUUAUUAAUUAUGUUUUGAAGUUUUAAGAUUGAGUUUUGUGACAUGACUUUUGGGAAUGAUGCCGUUUAAUUUUUUAUUUCAUGCAACUGUCUUAAUAAAUAUUUGGUUUCUCUUAUGAUGUUUAUUCAGAGUGUUAAAUAGUUUGAAGUAUUUUUUGUGAUGAGUGCUUUAUGUAGAAGACUAGAAUUAGUAUAUACGAUAGUAUAUUCUACCAAAUAUAUAAUGUUAAGAUCCGUGAGGCGCGUGCCUCAUCGCCUUGCGCCUCGUGCCUCGGGUAAAUCUUGAAAACGCCUCAUGCCGCCUCACGCUUUUUAAAACUAAGGUGCACACGGACUGAAGUUCAAAGCUUCGCCACAGUUAAAGAAGAUGUUUCCUUAUUUGUAUUAGGGGUUGUAGGGAAGGGGGCGGGAAGAAAGCAAGGACUGAGAAGAGGAAAGCUUCAGCUGCCUGUGUACUAGUAAAAGGGAAGUAGGUAACUACCUACUUGUUGUGAUUCUGGAACUGCUAGUGUACUAGAAGAAUCAGGGCACUACCCACUCGUUGGCAAAUGUACUAUAGCUAUUGUAGUUGGUUCUCCCCUUGAAUGUUUUUUUAUUGAAACUUUUAUUCUUUAUUGUGGCUUAGAGCCGUUUGCUUCUUUCACUGCUGUUUCAGAUCUGCUAAUAUAUGUCAUUGUUGCAAAUCCCAUUCAUUCUUUACCUCAACCUUUUUUCUUUGUUUCAAAACAUAUAAUAUUUCUUAUACACCUUUUACUUGCAGGAAAAACGCAAUGUGGAGAUGUUGGAUUGCCCCAGCCCCAUAGGACUAGAAGACGGUCUUACCCUAGCGAAUUGCAAUAUUCAGAAAGCCUUCAUUUUCACUUGGUGAUAUAACUUAUUUGCAACUAUGCUUGCGGGCUGCGGCUUGACUCUUUAUGAGGACAUUCUUAGCUGCUGCCGAAUGCGAGACUACUGGGGAUGCUGGUACUUCAGCUAGAAGAGCAAUUCAUAACCCUCUCGAGCAGUUCUUUGAAGCUCAUAGAAGUGUGGAGGAUGAUAAACCUGUUGUGUAUGGUCGGAGUUGGAAGGCAUCUGAGCUUCGUCUCAAGUCCUGGGAUGAUCUUCACAAACUAUGGUAUGUACUUCUCAAGGCUCAACGUCAAAUGCUUAAUGCUCAAAACUUGAGAUUUCCAAAUCCAGAAUGUAUCUCCAAGGUAAGAAAGUCUAUAUGCCGCAUCAAACACGUGCUCACAGAGAGGGUGAUCGAUGAGCCAGAUCCUAGGAGGUGUAGUGAGAGGAAAAGAAUGAUAAAUGCCGUAUGAGAAGAAUGAUAGUUGUGUUAAAAGGAAUGAAUGAGAGAUGCUGUCAUUUGAUCCAGUGGCAGAUGGACAGGUAGUUUACAGUCAUAUAUUUCUGUUUCAAGAAUUUUGUGCUGCCCAGAUGAUUUGUUGGAGCUUUGUUGGAGCUGUGGACGUGCUCUUUUAAACACAUUCUUUGCUAGCUCGUGUAUCUGAAAAUGGAUGAUAUGUUUGAAUCAUGGAAGUUUUUUUUAUUUGCCUGAUGUCAUCCAUCUCCUUGGGUGGCCCGUAGAACAAGAGGCAAACAAUUUUUAGACAAAAAAAUGGAAGCGGUUGGGAGUUGGGGGAUGAUAAAUAAAGCAAAACUUUAUAUGAGUAUGUGUUACUUAAGUUCGGUUCAAAUCGGUUGAAAUUGUUAUUUUUUUUUAAAUAUGUCAAUAUUUAUUAUUUUUUAUUAUAUUUAGUUUUGUACUACGUAUGAAUUAGUACUUCUGAAACUAAUUGAAUCGCAAAUGGUUGAUUACAA
Messenger RNA from Cuscuta epithymum, 6004 nucleotides. Lineage: Eukaryota; Viridiplantae; Streptophyta; Magnoliopsida; Solanales; Convolvulaceae. The record is from the annotation of a GenBank genome assembly.